AACAGACAAGAAGAAAAACAACUGAAAAUUUACUUUUCAUCCAAAGGAAAAUAGAUGAUUGUUUUUUUUUUUAACCGAAAAAGAAAUAAAAAUCAGAAAUUUUGAGGGGGCAGGGCGGGAGGGGAAUUUCACUACAUUGGGUUUCAGAUUCACUUCGAUUCUGUAUAAAUAGGAUUCUCUCGGUCAGCAAUUUCUUAGAAGACUAAAGUCAAUAAUCAAUACAAUUCUUUAAGCUCCAAGAAUGGCAGCACUUAAGAUCACCAAAAAGCACCAUAAACACAUUAAUAACCCUUUCCCUUCUACCCCAAAAUCCCUUCCUUUCAUUCAGGGAAGUCUCUUUUUCGAUCUCGAGACACUACCUUCCCACCAAAAGUACCCAAUUGGCAGAGACUUUCAGCUCCUCUGGGACUCCAAAAAUGGAGUGUGUCUCUCAAUUUCUCACCGAUCACAGCCUACAAAAUUUAUAUGGUCUACCGUCGAAGGAGAAGCUUUUGUCUCUGCAGCCUUGGCUGAGACCGAGGUGGAAGAAAGCAGAGGUUCAUUUGCUUUCAGAGACAGAAACAUACGGUUGGUCUAUGACCACCAAACAAUCGAAGAUAUAAGAGUGAUCGAUCAAUUUCAGCACUGGUUGGAUGAUAGAGAUCAUGAUUUAUUAUCUAGCUAUGAAGGGUUAGAUCAGAAAAUAGUUUUGGAAGAUUCCCAGUUCCCUGUUUUGCUGAUCACAGGAAGAAUUUUCAAUACCCAGAAAAAGAAGAAGAAACAGCAGCUGCCGGACCCUGCCGUUUACAAAGACAUAAACCUUGAGUUUAAUUGUGCAAGAUAUUGGGUUCUAUUCGACCAAAAGAACCGGCAUCAACUUGGUUUUCGAGUGACAAUUGAAAGGCCAAAAAUUGAGUCCCAACAGAGAGCUUCUCCUAUAGCUAGAUACCAGCGGUUUAGGCGAAAACUUGGAUGGAUACGUAAAAAGAGGCUGGGAUGGUGCUGGUUCUUCACAAGGCCGAGAGGAUUUGUAGCAGUUUCGUCAUUAGCAGAGAAAGAAAUAGGAGAAACCAAGACUGCAGACUCCAUGCAUUUCAAUAGGGUCUGCUUAACAUAUUCAAGCGAAAGAAGUGAAAGAUUUUAUGGUUUUGGUGAGCAAUUCUCUCAUAUGGACUUUAAAGGCAAAAGGGUACCCAUUUUUGUUCAAGAACAAGGAAUUGGAAGAGGCGACCAACCUAUUACUUUCGCUGCUAACUUGGUUAGCUACAGGCUGGGUGGUGAUUGGAGCACAACUUAUGCUCCAUCACCAUUUUACAUGACGUCAAAGAUGAAGUCUCUUUACCUUGAAGGAUACCACUAUUCUGUAUUUGAUCUCACAAGAUCAGAUAGAGUCCAAGUACAGAUUCAUGGAAAUUCAAUUCAAGGAAGGAUUCUGCACGGUAACUCACCAUCUGAGAUCAUUGAGCACUUCACAAAAAGUGUUGGAAGGCCUCCGGAGCUUCCUGAGUGGAUUAUAUCUGGGGCUGUGGUUGGAAUGCAAGGUGGCACAGAUGCGGUUCGCCAUGUUUGGGAUGAACUGAAGACUUACAAGGUUCCCAUUUCAUCAUUUUGGUUGCAGGAUUGGGUGGGGCAACGGGAGACACUGAUUGGAUCUCAGCUGUGGUGGAACUGGGAAGUGGAUACCAAAAGGUAUGAGGGAUGGCGACAGCUUAUUAAAGAUCUUGGUGCCGAGCAUAUUAAAGUUAUGACAUACUGCAACCCAUGUCUAGCCCCGACGAAUGAUAAGCCUAACCGGAGGAGAAACCUAUUUGAAGAGGCAAAGAAGUUGGACAUCCUAAUCAAAGACAAGUAUGGAGAACCAUAUAUGGUUCCAAAUACAGCUUUUGAUGUGGGAAUGUUGGAUUUGACACACCCAGUUGCAACAGGUUGGUUCAAGCAGGUUUUACAGGAAAUGGUAGAUGAUGGAGUCAGAGGAUGGAUGGCUGAUUUUGGGGAAGGGCUGCCUGUCGACGCUACCCUAUAUUCAGGUGAAGAUCCUAUUUCAGCUCAUAACAGAUAUCCAGAGUUAUGGGCCAAAAUAAACAGAGAGUUUGUUGAAGAAUGGAAAAGCAACCAUGCAACUAAGGAAGGAGAAGAACCAGAAGAUGCUUUGAUCUUCUUCAUGAGGGCUGGUUUCAGAGAGAGUCCCAGAUGGGGUAUGUUAUUUUGGGAAGGAGACCAAAUGGUAAGCUGGCAGGCUAAUGACGGUAUUAAGAGUGCUGUUGUUGGCCUAUUAAGCAGUGGACUUUCUGGGUAUGCCUUUAAUCACAGUGAUAUUGGAGGCUACUGUUCAGUAAAUUUACCAAUUAUUAAGUAUCAGAGAAGUGAAGAAUUGCUUUUAAGGUGGAUGGAGCUAAAUGCUUUCACCAGUGUUUUCCGGACACAUGAAGGAAACAGACCUACGUGCAACACUCAAUUUUACUCAAACGAGCAGACUCUUAACCAUUUUGCACGAUUUGCCAAAAUUUAUACCGCUUGGAAAUUCUACAGAAUCCAACUUGUAAAGGAAGCAGCCCAGAAAGGCUUGCCUGUUUGCCGCCACCUAUUUCUACACUAUCCGGAUGAUGAACGGGUGCAUAGACUGAGUUACCAGCAAUUCUUGGUGGGUAGUGAGAUCCUAGUGGUGCCUGUCCUUGAUAAGGGCAAGAAGAAUGUCAAAGCAUAUUUUCCAGUAGGAGAAACUUGUUCUUGGCAACACAUAUGGACAGGAAAGUUAUAUACAAAACAAGGUUCAGAAGUUUUGGUAGGAGCUCCAAUUGGUUAUCCUGCUGUAUUUGUAAAAUGCGGGUCUAUCACUGGAGAAACUUUUCUCGCAAACUUGAGAAAUUUUGAUUUACUUUAAGAAUAUGACUUGUAACCUAAUGUUUGUCUAAUGUAGAGUAGCAUUUCUGCUUGUCAUGGGGCUUCCAUGCAGACCUAGAAUAAUGGUAAAAUCAAAACUAAAUGAAAUCAAAA
Molecule: messenger RNA, 2973 nt
Organism: Carica papaya (papaya)
Lineage: Eukaryota; Viridiplantae; Streptophyta; Magnoliopsida; Brassicales; Caricaceae
Source: RefSeq, a predicted model, not a curated record